GAAGAGGCCGGCCGGAAGCGCUGACGGACAGAAAGAAUCAGAAAGCGAAGCCUGAGACGUGGACUGUGGGGAGAGAGAGACAUGGCUGCCCCGAAAGCCUCCGUGGCCGCGGGAGGCCUCUCCUCCGCCGCGAAUAGCGGCACCAACUUGCUCUUCUCAUCGUCAGCGACUGAGUUCAACUUCACUGUCCCCUUCAUCCCGGUCAGCCAGGCCCCGGCGCCCCCACCGCCGCCUCCCCCUGGCCUCCUGCCCUCAGAUGAUGCCACUGAUGUUGGUGAAGAAGACAGCUUCCUAGGCCAGACUUCUGCAAAUCCUAAUCCUCCACCAACAUUCAAUUAUUUCUCCCAAGUUCCUAGCAGCAGUGAUCCCUUUGGAAGUAUUGGACAAUCACCCUUAGGAGUGACAUCUCCACCUCAAAGUGGGAUGUCUGUUUUCUCCAAGCCUCCAGUAUCUCUCCCGCUUUUGCCUGGAUCACAAGAUGGGCCAAGUACUUUCUCAGCAGCUCUUUCCAAAUCACAGUCUUUUAACACACCACCAACUUCGCUACAAGGAAUUGGUUCUUACCAAAUGUCCCAACAGAGUGGUCCUCCAGCAGCUGGCUUUUCAACUCCUCCUCAUGGCACAUCACAACAAAGCUACAACCCAUAUCGUCACACUACUAUAAGCAGUAGAGCCAAUCCUUACAUCACUCCACCACAGCUGCAGCAGAGUCAGCCACCCACCCAGAGCAUCCAGCCGUCACCUCCUGUACCACCCACCCAGAUGUAUUCAACUCCUCCAGGGUCACUACCACCAUCGACACUUCCACCUCAGGCCUCUAUGUCAGCAGGUGCACUGGUGAAGGCACCUCCCAACUUCUUGCAAAAUCAGUACGAACCACUUCAGCCCCAUUGGUUUUACUGCAAGGAGGUAGAAAACAAGGAGCUAUGGAUGCCAUUCAGUCUUCUAGAUUCUGCAGCUCUAGAGGAAGUUUAUAAUUCUGUGCAACCUGAUCCAGAGAAUGUACUCUUGAGUACUGAUGGAGGACGUUAUGAUGUUUAUCUCUAUGAUCGAGUUAGAAAAGCUGUGUAUUGGGAAGAAGAGCAAUCUGAAGUGAGACGGUGUACUUGGUUUUAUAAGGGAGACACAGAUAGCAGAUUCAUUCCUUAUACAGAAGAUUUCAGUGAAAAGCUGGAGGUAGAAUAUAAAAAAGCUGUUACCACAAAUCAGUGGCAUCGACGACUGGAAUUUCCAGGUGGUGAAACUAUUGUUAUGCACAAUCCUAAGGUUAUAGUUCAGUUCCAACCUUCUGCAAUGCCAGAUGAAUGGGGUACCACACAAGAUGGUCAGACCAGACCGAGAGUGGUAAAACGUGGGAUUGAUGAGGAUCAUGAGGAAAUUCCAGAUGGUGAAGUAUCUCAAGUUGACCAUUUGGUAUUUAUGGUUCAUGGGAUUGGCCCUGUCUGUGAUCUCCGAUUCAGAAGCAUAGUUGAAUGUGUUGAUGAUUUUCGGACAGUGUCCCUGAAAUUGUUGCAGACACAUUUCAGGAAGUCGUUAGAGGAGCAUAAAGUGAACAGGAUUGAGUUUUUGCCAGUCCAUUGGCAUAGUGCUUUGCAUGGAGAUGCAACAGGAGUGGAUAGGAAUAUAAAGAAAAUAACAUUGCCAACCAUUGGACGGUUGCGUCACUUCACCAAUGAGACUCUACUUGAUAUUCUGUUUUACAAUAGCCCCACCUACUGUCAAACAAUUGUGGAUAAAGUAGGAUUGGAAAUGAAUCGUCUGUAUGCACUUUUCAUGAGCAGAAACCCUGACUUUAAAGGAGCAGUUUCUGUUGCUGGACAUAGUUUAGGUUCCUUGGUGUUAUUUGACAUGCUGUCUAACCAAAAAGAUUGGACUUCUACAGUUAACUCUGUGGCUCCUGUUGCUCCCAAUGGCAUUGUGAAGGAUGUGGCUGAACAGCAGAUGACAGUAGAUUCUAAUCCUGCUGGUUCUAUACCGUCACUUUCGAACGAUGACCAUGGUGAUCAUGAUGUGGAAGACGACAUUCCAACCUUGCAAAGAACUCUGGAAAUGCUUAGUUUAUCAGAGUACAUAAGCACAUUUGAAAAUGAGAAGAUUGAUGCAGAAUCUCUGCUGAUGUGUACAAUUGAUGACCUGAAGGAAAUGGGAAUACCUCUUGGGCCACGAAAGAAAAUCGCCAACUUUGUAAAAGACAGAGCAGCCAAACAGGAACAGAAAAAGGCAGCACUGGAGAAGAAGGCAGCAAUGGAUGCUUUGAUACGGAAUCAAGAAGAAGCUGCUCAAGCUACAAAGAAGGUGGCAAGACUUGCUGCAUCUUCAGCCAUGGUUAUGCCUCAGGAUCCAUCCAAGAGGAGACUUUCAGUUGGAACUUCAGUUUCAUCUGCACAUAUAGAUUAUGAAUAUUUUGAAGUAGGCACUGGUCAGGUCUCUGUGGUAUACACUACACUUGACUUUGAGCCAGAAAUUUUCUUUGCUCUUGGUUCCCCAAUUGGUAUCUUUCUCACAGUAAGAGGGGUGGAAAGAAUUGAUGAAAAUUACAGAUUUCCCACCUGCAAAGGAUUUUUCAACAUUUAUCACCCGCUUGAUCCUGUGGCUUAUAGGCUAGAACCCAUGAUUAUUCCUGACUUGGACAUAAAACCUGUUCUCAUUCCACAUCAUAAAGGCAGAAAAAGACUUCACCUUGAAUUGAAAGAGUCUCUUUCUCGUAUGGGAUCAGACCUGAAACAGGGGUUUAUCAGCUCUUUGAAAAGUGCUUGGCAGACCCUUAAUGAUUUUGCACGUGCUCAUACCUCCUCUAUUCAGCUCCAAGCAGAAUUGGAGAAGGUGGCUAAUCAGAUUAAAGAAGAAGAAGAAAAGCACGAGACAGAAGCAGAAAAGAUUGUUGAGAGUCCAGAUUUUUCAAAAGAUGAAGACUUGAGUAUAAAAAUCGGUUUGUUAAAUGGUGGCCGUCGUAUUGAUUAUGUUCUGCAAGAAAAGCCUAUAGAAAGUUUUAAUGAAUACCUGUUCGCUCUACAGAGUCACUUGUGCUAUUGGGAAUCAGAAGACACUGCGUUGCUUCUCCUGAAAGAAAUAUAUAGAACUAUGAACAUCUAUCCUGAACAACCACAGCAUUGAUGUAUGGACGACUGUCUUUCUGAGCCUCAGCAUUUCUUGUCUUCUGGCUUGCCAACAAUCUUUUCAGGAGGCAGCUCCAAUUUGCUAGUCACAUAUGGCAGAAGUCGUUUCGGUCUACAACCUUCAGAUUGUCUGUUGCCUCUCUUUGUCAAUUAAGAAAAAACAAGCCAUGGUGGUUGAAAAAGAAAAUCAAGCCUGCUCUUCAGAGUCCACAUAUGUUUUCCCCAGACUUGAAUCAUUUGUGGAAUCAUUGCCAAGCAUAAAUGACUGAAAAGUGUGUGGCAUGCAAAUGAAUUUCUGAGAUGUUUUAUUCAGUAGAUUUAUCAGAUCUAUAUCUUUUUUCAGGGCUCUAUGUUUUAUGCUUAUUUUCUUAAGACAUAUUGUUGUUAACCAUCAAUUAUAACCAUUAGAUUUAAUAAAAACGCCAUUUUAACUGAUUUGUUUAAAAAUGUGAUUGACAUUCAAACUUCUUUAAUAAAGUUGACAUCUGUUUGUAUUUGCUGAAAUGACCAAUUUGAGCCAAUUUGUUAAAAUUAGUAAGCCCCAAACUGAUAUUUUAUAAAACCUUUCUGAGCCUCUGAGAGUGCGUUUUUGUUUUGUGUUUUGAUGCUUCUGUGACAUUAUUUUUCCUCUUGAAAGUGUAGGGCUGCAACAAAGUGGUUUAGUACUUAAACAUUUUGGACUCUGUGUCUCUGGAUGAGAAACAGAGAAGGAUAGACCAAAUAAAUUAGUUUAGAUUUGGUGGGGCAUGAGUCUACAUACAAUACAGUUUUUGAGCAUUGGAUUUGCAGAAAGCAAAAAACAUUUAUGGGAACCGAAGAGGAUUGUUCUGAGGAUCAGAUUCAGAGAAAGUUUCAGCAUUGCCAAGCACACCUCACUCUUUCUCAUGAAAUAUGUGAUAGUUUAAGAGAUACAUUUUAAAACACUGGGACUGCUACUGCUCUGCUGCUAUUUCUGAUUUAUUUUUCCUGCACAGUGUUCUUUUAUUAAAAUGGCUCAAAGUGAUAUCAUGAUAGGUUUUAUUUGCUUCUCUUGUACAUUUGAGAUUUUUUAUGGAUCACUAACAUUUUUCUUAACUAUAUCAUUUGGGAGGUGUAUCCAUAUUAUUUUUUGAUAUAAACUUGCUGUCUGGCAAAAGGAAGCCCAGAAUAGAUGAGAUGACACUGUAACUAAAUUUGACUUCUUCUUUGUAAGAACAGUGCAGUUUAAAAGUUUGCAUAGUCUUAGAUUAACAAGAAUUGAUUUAUAACAGUAGAUUAUCUUCUCUAUUUUACAUAUUUUUAUAAUUAUGAUAUUAUGGCUAAUAUUAAAACAUACUACAAUACUUAUUAAUAUUUCUAGCAAAUGGUUAUAUUCUUUCAAUUGUGAUACUCACUUUGUCACAGAAAGCAAUAGGGUAUUUUUCAUUGUUUUUUUCUCAUUUGGAUUGUUUGGGCUCUAUUUUUCACGAUGAAGUUUCCCUUCAGUCAUUUGUUAAACUAGAACAAAUUCUGUCAGAGGAAUGGAGGGUGAAGCGGCGUCUUGUCAAGUAGAAAAACAAGUGGGAAAGCCCUUCAAUAAAUCCUGGAUUAAAUUCGUCUCCAACUAGGUUUCAGAAUUGUACAAUUGGUAUUCAGAUCAUAUUGUAAGUCACCCUGAGUAAAAUACCAAAGAAUGAAAGAUGUGCACAAGUUUUCGAGAACUGACAAAAGUAUUAAAUGUGUGGAUUUUUCUGAAGCAAAUGUGUAAAGAUAGACCAAGUAAAUGUAAUGUGCGCCACAAAGUGAAAUACAAAGAUGUUAUUGCUUACAAUUUUUGAAUUAAAGGAAUUUGCUUUA
Messenger RNA from Anolis carolinensis (green anole), 4931 nucleotides. RefSeq names its product SEC23 interacting protein (gene sec23ip). Gene Ontology annotation, biological process: endoplasmic reticulum to Golgi vesicle-mediated transport. Gene Ontology annotation, cellular component: COPII-coated ER to Golgi transport vesicle; cytoplasm. The record is from RefSeq and is a predicted model, not a curated record. Gene Ontology annotation, molecular function: glycerophospholipase activity; protein binding; metal ion binding. The coding region runs from base 82 to 3114 and encodes 1010 amino acids. The transcript has 19 exons. NCBI's taxonomy places the organism in Eukaryota, Metazoa, Chordata, Lepidosauria, Squamata, Anolidae.